This is a messenger RNA of Hyposmocoma kahamanoa, 3115 nucleotides long. RefSeq names its product protein PTHB1 (gene BBS9). Gene Ontology annotation, biological process: cilium assembly. NCBI's taxonomy places the organism in Eukaryota, Metazoa, Arthropoda, Insecta, Lepidoptera, Cosmopterigidae. Bases 261 to 2792 code for a protein of 843 amino acids. Gene Ontology annotation, molecular function: protein binding. The transcript is spliced from 11 exons. The record is from RefSeq and is a predicted model, not a curated record. Gene Ontology annotation, cellular component: membrane; BBSome.
GCUUUCAUAGACGUAGCUUCGAUCCCAGGUCAGUUCGAAUGAAUUGUUCUUUGUGAUCGAACUUUGUAUUAAUAAUUAAAAUUCUCAACUAAUGUAAUUGUAGUCUUACUUAGCCCAGUCUGCCUUCGACAUAGGCCAGCUGUCGUAUUUUAUUUUGCCUCGAGUUACUACGGCAACCGUCCACACAAACUUAGCAACCUUUUGUCUACUUUAGAAAAGACAAUGUUCGUCAUUAUUUGUAAUUGUGUAGUGGUAGUGAAAUGUCGAUUUUCAAAGUAAAACAAUGGUGGUCUAACGACAAAUCUGAAGGCGUAGAAUUUAAUGAAGGUUUAAAUAAUGGUACAUGUUUUAAAGUAGAUAAAUUCAACGUUCAUAGUGAUAGUGAUUGCCUUAUAGUCGGUGAGGCGAAUAUACUGAAAAUAUACAAACCUAAUAGAGAUCAUGACGCAUCCCAUUCGCUGAUGGAGAUUGAUCUAGGAGUUACAAUACUGCAAAUAGAAACGGGAAAGUUUAUAGUAGAUUCAACGGACCGAUAUAUCUUGGUGUUGCAUCCUCAAAGCUACGCAAUAUAUCAGUUAUACAGAAAGGAGGGUCAUAUAGUCGCUGGAGAACAGAACAUACUUCAGCCUGCCGUAAAACACUCUUUCACCAGAAAAGCGCAUAGCGUAACAUGUGGUCCAUUUGGUAAUAUAAAAACGAGGGAUUUUAUAUGCAUUCAAGCCUUAGAUGGAAGCUUAAGUUUCUUUGACCAGAAGACGUUUUUAUUUUUAUUCAUAUUCGACGAUGUAAUAAUACCAGGACCGAUCUGUUAUGUGGCUAAUAGUGAUUCUUUUGUGAUCUGCAAGUCGACGUGGGUAAUAGAAAUACACAGUUACCAACAGCUAAGAGAGUUCAGCGAACUAAAUGCUAGACAAAACAAGAAGAACAUACCUCAAUGGAUGUAUAAUGCUGGCGAGGAAAUAUCGUCAGUACAGGUUAUUCAGACAAGCAGUAAUAUGUCCAGCGUAAUAGCACUAGGGGAGAGGCAUCUGUGCUGUUUUCAGGAUAACGGUCUUAUGAAAUACACGAUAAAAUUCGAUUUUAUGCCUAUGUGUUUUUCCGCGUAUCUUAUAGGUUGGUAUUACGAGCCCACAGCACGACUUCUGGUCAUGGUAGCAUCAGAAGAUUCAAAGCUCUACAUUUACGAAGGUACCACAUUACUGUGGUCAUGUAAUUUGCUUCACCAGGCAAUCGCGAUAUCUCGAUGUUUUCUAAAAUACUUGCCUGGUGGUUUGGCAACUCUGUCUGCCAGUGGUGUGAUUUGUGUUAGCUACUUAGGCACUGAACCUGAUUUGAACGCAAAUACUCCAUCGAUGGUAAAUGAUAAUAUUGACCCUGAACAAGUGCAGACAGAACUGGAGAUGGUUGAGGAAACGCUACAGAAAGUGCUGGACGGAAAUGAAGAUGCAGACAGCCAGUAUCCUUCAGUCGAACAAAUAAUCAAGAUAAAGGCAGACGUAGGAAAACCAGUUCAGAACCUUUUUGAGCAAUUCGCAAAGGAUACUGACGAAGCGUUAUAUUUACUAAUGUGCCCAGUCGUCGUCAUACUUACUUGCGAAGAUCCGAACUCGAUACACAGUGUACAAAUCACUUACGAUUGCUGCCCACCGUUCACUUGCUCGGACACUAUCUUGUGCUUGGACACUGUCAAUGGCACAGAAAUAAUCGAAACUCAAGUAUUCGUAUCUACAGAAUCUGACAUAUCGAAUUCAAGAGUAAAAAUUUCAUUUACUGUAACGGAUUUGAAAGGAAAAAUAAAUGUAUUGACUAGGGAAGUUGUAUUGCCACUUAGUUUGUAUUGUUCGCCAGCGGAAGAGGUUUUUGAUAAUGAAUUUAAAUUACUGGUAGAAACAAAUCAAUCUGUUGUUGACAUCACCGAGAUAUUUACAGACUUCACUAAGGAAGAACUCUUAAAACAUGGAAGGUCACACGAUAUAACAUUCGUCUACCGAGCUACGAAAAAAACGGUGACUGUGAAAGCUAUAGACAAGCAGUACUCAAUUGAAGCCAAUGAUAUAACAGACAUUACCUCUGUGUUACUUAAUUUAAUAACAAGACUAAAUGAACAUAAUGCUCGAAAGAACCUAAACGAUUUUCGUUUUAAUGUGACAAUAGAUGUAGAAAUGGCUAAACAAAUAACGCAUAGGUUUUUGAAAAGUAUCGAAGGUCACGCGAAGGAGAGGAAUAAGCUGAAUAGUUUAGAGGAAGAAUUACGUGUGCUCCAGAGACAAUUCACAUUGAUCCAAAAGAAACUGUUAGUUCAAUACGGAGCUCUGCCGCCUGGUGACUGCGAUCCGCUCGAGUUCCUACUGAAGGACACACAACAACGCCUUAUCAAAUGCGUACACGAAAUUAUAAACUGCAGAAAUACUACGAGGAAAGCUGGGAACAGGUUAGCAGCGAUUGGACAGCUUUUAGUGUUUAUAUUCAGAAAAAAAAUAAAAGAUGAUUUUAAAGUGAAACUUAUAGAGGAAAUGCUUACUUUGGGAACUCUAUAUGAUGAUUAUCAGGACUGGGAAGAAGCAGUAACUCAGGCUUUAACUUAUAUUUUAAAUAACGUAUUCCAAAAAUCUGAGAAAGACAAAGAGAAACUAGCACCCGUCACCGAGCAGGGAAUAUUAUCACAUAUCAACUUGAAGAGAUUUUUGAAGCAAAUUCGUGUGCUACUUGAUAAAUUGUUUGUGGAAGCUAGAGGUGAGAAAGAUGUCGAAAACAGGGUAACAAGAAUUGAAGAGUUUGUUGAAGUGAUAUAAUCGUUAAGUGACGACACGGUGGAUAUUAAUAUUUAUUUAUUUCGUACAUACCAGCCAGUUUUACAGGAUCGUUCCAACACUAUAGUGUAGUACUUCUAUUUACUUAUUUAACAAAUUUUUUUUAUAUUGUAUUGCUGUUUAAUGUACUUUUACGUUACAUACACUGUAUCCCUGUAAAGCAACGGCCACGGAAAAGCAAACAAAGAAAUUCUCUUUAUUAUACAAUAAACAAUAGCAUAUUCAAAUAUUUCUCUCUUUCUUCGUUAUCUGUUUUAAUAAAAAAUAACUUAUUUUUAACCGACUUAAAAUAAAGAGGUUCUCAA